This is a messenger RNA of Cynoglossus semilaevis (tongue sole), 5073 nucleotides long. It is a transcript of the gene dlgap1b, whose product is annotated as discs, large (Drosophila) homolog-associated protein 1b. Gene Ontology annotation, cellular component: postsynaptic specialization; glutamatergic synapse. The transcript has 14 exons. The record is from RefSeq and is a predicted model, not a curated record. Gene Ontology annotation, biological process: signaling. Lineage: Eukaryota; Metazoa; Chordata; Actinopteri; Pleuronectiformes; Cynoglossidae. Gene Ontology annotation, molecular function: molecular adaptor activity.
CCUAUUCCCCCUCUCUCUCCCCCUUCCUCUCACUCUCCCUCUCACUCAGUGUAUCUAGAGUGUAUUGAUUUCACCGACACUUCCAGAGAACGCCUUCAGUGAUUGACUGCCACCAAUAAAUUGUUGAUUGCUGGAUGAUGAAAAGGCCUCGAGGCUCCAGUAAAUUCCCAGACGGACAUCUCUGAAUGUGACCUCUGGUGUAGACGGUGGGUCACCGUGGUGGGUCACCGUGGUGGGUCACCGUGGUGGGUCGACCUGAGCCUGGUCUAAAGACUGGAAUCCACUUCCUCGAUCGGAUUAAUGUGAUAGAAUCACAGCAACUGACCACAGAACUGACCGCUGACGUUGAAGUUGUCACUGGUAUUCUGGACAGACGUGUCUGGAGGUUGUCAGUCCGGUCCACCCAGUCGGCUGAUCCAUGUCGUUCCUUCCAUCCCUCCGCUCCUGUGCAGCGCUGCUCCAUAGGUUCAGUGAAGCCUCUGCAGCUCACACAUACAGGAAGACGCUGCACCGCACGAGACCGCGCUAUCAUUCCGACAUCCAGUGUGACAGACCCGGAACCGAGGAGGUAAAUACAGUCCCAAACAUCUGAGUUCAGGUCAGAGGAUUACCCUGGAGUCCGUCCCCCGGACGCCGAGCCCCUGGUGCUGACAGAAGGUGACGUCAUGUGCAGGAGGGUGGAGUUAAGAACGGGACAGAACCCACGUGGGCCAUGACGCAGUAGAGGAGAGCUGAAUUUGGGGACUCCUGGUGGCAGCAGUUGGAUGUGCGUCCUGCCCCGGUCACCAUGACGAUGAAAGGCUUGUCCAGCAGCCGCAGCCACCACCACCCGGUGACCUGUGACCCUUCCUACGACUCCGUGACUCUGGGGCACUCGGACCGUCGGCCGUACUUCCUCAGCCAGGGGGAGGUCCGUCCGCCCGACCACAGCUGCUUCACCCAGAGGAACACCUUCCAGACGGAGUGUAACGCCUACCCCGACCUGGCCAGCUGCACCUUCCCCCGCAGACAUUACAGCUCCCACCAUGAGCUGAAGGAGGAGUGUGGUGCUCUGGUGCCUUACACGGGGCCACCAGGGGGCAGCAAAGCUGGGGGAGGAGGAACCAACAAUCGCAUGUCCUCCAACCUGCUGGAGCAGUUUGAACGCCAGCCAGCAGGGCUGCGCCGUGAGGGCUACCACACGCUGCAGUACAAGCGAACGGCUUUGGAACACCAGCGCAGUGACAGUCCUGGUCGCAUCCGCCACCUGGUCCACUCCGUCCAGAAGCUUUUUACCAAGUCCCACUCCCUGGAGGGGCCGUCGGGGGCUGGCGGAGCAGCGGUUGGCAGAUUAAACGGCGGCAAGUCCAGCCCCGACGACCCGCCGUCCUCCUCCGGAACACUGAAGCACAGCAAACGCAGCAAGAGCAAAGACCGCUCCAAGUCGGAGCCUAAGAUGCGCACGGCCAUCUCAGGUUACUGGAGUUCUGACGACACGCUGGACCGGGACGUGUGUCUGUACCACCACCACCACGGAGGAAGCGGCAGAGCGCUGCCCUCUGGUGUCAUGACCAUGGGUCGUCACCCAGAUAAGUCUCAGUCCCAGUACUUCAUGGAGUCGUACAACACCAUCAGCGCCCACACCCUCAAGACGUCACGGAGCAACAACGACGUCAAAUGUUCCACCUGCUCAGGGGGCGGAGCCGGCGGCGGCGGCGUAGUGUUGCCAUUGGUGAGCGCGGUGGACACUGGUCAGGUGCAGCUGAAGAAGAGCUCGUGGUCUUCCACUCUGACGGUGAGCAGAGCCAGGGAGGUCUACCAGAAGGCCUCGGUCAACCUGGACAAGGCUCUGGACAAGGCUCUGGUCAAGGCCGAACAGGGACGCACCUGCCACUUCCUACAGGUGCCCCAGGACGAGUGGAGCGCCUUCUCUCCACUGGGGAAGGAUGACGAAAUCCCCUGUCGGCGGAUGCGCAGCGGCAGCUACAUCAAAGCCAUGGCGGAGGAGCGCUGGAGUGGGGCGGGGACGUGAUCACAGACUCCUCUUCCUCGUGGAUAUUUUUUCAUGUCUGAUUUUCUUCUCUUCUUCUUCUUGUUUUUCAGGAUUUCCACCGAACAUUCUCCCAAGCUGCAGAUCCGGAGCCACAGCUACCUGCGGGCGGUGAGUGAGGUUUCCAUCAAUAGGAGUCUGGACAGCUUGGACCCAGCAGGUCUGCUGGCCUCGCCUAAAUUCCGCUCACGAAACGAGAGCUACAUGAGAGCCAUGAGCACCAUCAGUCAGGUGAGUGAGGUGGAGGUGAACGGGCAGAUCGAGGCGGUGUGUGAGGCGGUGUUCAGUGAGAUGGAGUCUCAGGCCGUGGACGCCCUGGACCUGCCCAUGUCCGGCUGCUUCCGCAUGCGCAGCCACAGCUACGUCCGUGCCAUCGAGAAGGGCUGCUCCAGGGAGGAGGAGGAGGAGGGGGAGGAAGGAGGAGGAGGAGGAGGAGUGGUCGCAGCAGGGAGCAGGAGGAGCAGUUCACCUCCUCGCACCACCACCACCACCGUCAGAACCAUCCAGAGCAGCACAGUGUCAUCAUGCAUCACCACCUACAAGAAGACGCCCCCCCCAGUCCCACCGCGAACCACCCCGUCCAAACCCUUCAUCUCCAUCACAGCCCAGAGCAGCACGGAGUCGGCGCAGGACGCGUACAUGGACGGGGGCUCCGGCCCGCGGACGGGCAUCGUGUCGCAGCCCGGUCUGUCCAACUCCACGGAGAGCAUCGACAGCAUGAAGGCUCUGACCGCAGCCAUAGAGGCGGCCAACGCCCAGGUUCACGGCCCGGCCAGUCAGCACGUCACCAACAGCACCAUCACCAUCACGGCCGCCGCCGCCGCCGCCGUGGCACAUGUGGCCACGGACACCAGGGCUCAGAGGGAAGCUCUCCGCAAGUGCCUCUCCAUCGGAAUCCAGGUGGACCCAGAAGAAGAGUGCCCCCUAGAGGAGCAGUCAAAGUUCCAGUCUGUAGGGAUUCAGGUGGAGGACGAACGAUGUUACCGCAGGAUGACCCGCUCCAACAGCGUGACCACGGCCGUGCAGGCCGACCUCGAUGACCCCGCAGACGCCCCGCAGCUUCAGCCGCGACACUGUGCCACGAUGCCGCGCCAGCACUCCCGUGAUGCUGCUGCGUCCACCGUCAGCAUCCAGGGCUCGGGGAACCACUACCACGCCUGCGCGGCCGAGGACUACGCCCAGGUGGGCUUCGAUCCUUCCAUACUGCCCCCCCCCGACCCCUGGAUGGACAGCAUCACGGAGCCGGAGGCGGACGUUCUGGACAUGGUCGGUCGCUCCGUUUGUCCCCGCGACGGACGCUGGUUCCUCAAGCUGCUGCGGGCCGAGACGGAGCGCAUGGAGGGCUGGUGCCGACAGAUGAAGCAGGACCAGGUGGAGAACCAGCUGUCGGACGAGAUCCUUGGAAAGAUCUGCAGUGCAGUGGGGAGUGCCCAGCUGCUGAUGUCCCAGAAGUUCCAACAGUUCCGGGAGCUGUGUGAGGAGAAUCUGAACCCCAACGCUCACCCCCGGCCCGUCUCCCAGGACCUGGCGGGGUUCUGGGACAUGCUGCAGCUGUCCAUCGAGAACAUCAGCCUGAAGUUUGACGAACUUCACCAACUCAAAGCCAACAACUGGAAACCUCUGAGCCCUCCGGACAUCCAGGAGAGAAGGAUGCCCCCUCCUGUGCCAAAGAAGUCCCACAAGGGCCACCCUCCCCUGGCGAGGGACCGCUCGCUGGAGAGCUCCGAGCGCCACCGUCUGGAGGCUCGCAAGCGCCUGCUAGCUGCCAAACGUGCCGCUUCGGCUCGUCAGAGCUCGGCCACCGAGAGCGCAGACAGUAUUGAGAUCUAUAUUCCCGAGGCUCAAACCAGACUAUGAGACGAACGCCAGUACCUGACGCACUGUCCCUCACGCCGUAGCACUGAAUAGACAAGCUAGGGUGCUAGCAUACUUUUACAAAAUUCUAUUUUUUUGCGGAUCACUGUGGGGUCAGCCAGAUGGGGAGGUGUUCACUCACCUACUGUGUAUUUGCAGUAUUUAUGGAUAUAUUUAUUUAUUGAUUGAUUUAUUUAUCUGCUCUACACCCCGUCUUCUUUCCCUCCACCCAGCUUUGAUGUAGCGCCGCGCUGUUCCUCCAGAAAGUCCCGUCAGCCCUGAACGAAACACUCGUAUAUUAAAGUGAUUUAAGACGUUAGCCUGCUAAGACGUUAGCCAGGUGUAGCACAGUAGCAUAUGCUUGAUGAUAAUGUGUUUCAGGAACUCUGAUGCACAUGUGUGUCCCACAUCCACACGUGUCAUUCUUUGUUGUACCAGUUUUGUAGGAAAACACUCAGUGUGUUUACAUGGCUUUGUUAGCUUGUUUAGCAUGUUAGCCGUGUAUUUACCUCACGGUGAACAAGUUCACGCUAACGAGAGAAAUAAAAGCUGUUUUACGUUGAUAUAAUGUUCGGCACAGGAAGGUGUGUGCACCAGAGUGCUAACAUGUUAGCCCCUGAGUGCUAACAUGUUAGCCCCUGAGUGCUAACAUGUUAGCCUCUGAGUGCUAACAUGUUAGCCUCUGGGGACCAGGCCGUUGGUGUAUGUAUUUGUGCGGGGCAACAAUUCAAUUUUAACUACGAUUAAUCUAAACAAUAGUGGUGUAUUACAGCUCCAAGACAGAACUGAUCAGAACUGUAGGUACAGAGUCAGUGAGCAGCAGACUCUAAAAUAAUAAUAAUAAUAAUGAUGAUAAUAAUAAUAAUGAUGAUUAUUAUUAUUAUUGUUGUUGUUGUUGUUGUGGAUAUUAAGGCGUUAGUGAGUGAACCUGUUUCCACCCAGUCCUGCUCUGAUUGGUUCAGAGUCAGGGUUAGUCUGACUCAGUAGCAGUGACAUCAUCAUGUAAACACACUGACAGAUUCCAUGAUUCCAAGUGCAGCCUCUGUAGCCUCUGGGUGGAUGUGGAUGUGAACCCACAGAUCAGCAGCACUGGGUCCAAGUUUUAGAGUCAAAGAUCUGAGUCUGGAAUCAGUGACUGAACCACAGACCAGGAAAUUAUGGUCUGUGUCUCCGACUCACCUCCAGCCAUC